Molecule: messenger RNA, 1326 nt
Organism: Knipowitschia caucasica
Lineage: Eukaryota; Metazoa; Chordata; Actinopteri; Gobiiformes; Gobiidae
Source: the annotation of a GenBank genome assembly
AUGCUCGCUCGCAGAUUCGUCACAAGCUGUUUAUCCGGGCUGGGGAGGAACACCAUUGAAGGGAGGCUAUUUCGCUCUGCCAUAAGAUGUCAGCACAACCACCCCGAGCACUCUCACUCCAUCCCCCCAGCCUCUCGCCUGGAGACCCCCUCAGCCAAGACUCUGAUGGACAUCGGCACACGGCGUAUCUUCACUGAGGACCAUGACCUGUUCAGGCAGAGUGCACGCCGCUUCUUCAGCGAGGAGGUAGUCCCUCAUCACAGCAAGUGGGAGAAGGACGGCCAGGUGAGCAGGGAGGUGUGGGAGAAGGCCGGGGAACAGGGUCUGCUGGGGCUGCUCAUCCCAGAGGAGCACGGAGGUGUCGGAGGAGACGUGUUCUACGCUGACAUCAUGUGGGAGGAGCAGAUGUACUGUAACUGCACAGGCCCCGGCUUCGGUCUCCACUCGGACAUCGUCAUGCCGUACAUCUCCAAGUACGGCUCUGAGGAGCAGAUCCGGCGCUACAUCCCUGACAUGGCGGCCGGCAGGAAGAUCAGCGCCAUCGCCAUGACUGAGCCGGGCGCGGGCAGUGAUUUACAAGGAGUGCGGACGAACGCCAGGAGAGACGGCAGCGACUGGAUCCUGAACGGGAACAAGGUGUUCAUCACAAACGGCUGGAUGGCGGACCUGGUGGUGGUGGUGGCCGUGACUGACCGCGAUGCCAAGUCUCCUGCUCACGGGAUCAGCCUCUUCCUGGUGGACAAUGGCACCAAGGGCUUCCACAAAGGCCGCAAGCUGGAAAAGAUCGGUCUAAAGGCCCAGGACACUGCAGAGCUGUUCUUCGAGGAUGUGCGUCUCCCGGCUGAGGCGCUGCUGGGAAAACUCAACAAGGGCUUUUUCUACCUCAUGAACGAGCUGCCACAGGAGCGGCUGCUGAUCGCUGGGAUGGCUUUGGCCAGUGCAGAGUUCAUGUUUGAGGAGACCAGGAGCUACGUGAUGCAGAGGAAAGCCUUCGGAAAAACCAUCGCUCAUCUGCAGACGGUGCAGCACAAACUGGCCGAGCUGAAGACUGACAUCUGUGUUGGCCGAGCGUUUGUGGACAGCUGUGUGCAGCUCCACGCAGAGGGACGUCUGGAUGCAGCUACGGCUUCUAUGGCCAAGUACUGGGCCUCUGACCUCCAGAAUAACGUGGCCACUCAGUGUGUCCAGCUCCACGGAGGCUGGGGCUACAUGUGGGAAUACCCCAUCGCUAAGGCUUUUGUCGACGCCAGAGUGCAGCCCAUCUACGGAGGAACCAACGAGAUCAUGAAAGAACUGAUCGCUCGCACCAUCGUCACUGCUAAAUAA